UGUCUUCCUUUUCUUGUUCUUCUCGUUCUCCUUCCACCCACUUGGAGUUUAAUUUUCUACGACUUGCUUUUCGCUUUCGCUUUCGCUUUCUCGCCUAACAAUCGAUCCCCAUUUUUCCAGCUGCUGCUUUCGAGCUGUAGAAUAUCUUUAAAAUUUUGUUCAGUACAAGCCGGAGUAGCAGAAUUUGAUCAAAUUAGAAUAUUGCAAGGCGGAAAAGCUGCUUAUUAGUGGAGCGUCGUUUGUGCCGCUUUGCGGAAAGAUCGUCGCUCUUCUGGUGCGAAUGCUGAGAUUGAGUUCGGAGGAAAAAGUUUAGUUGCAAGAGAGAUGGUGGUGAGGAAAGUAGGGAAGUAUGAGGUGGGGAGGACCAUUGGCGAAGGAACUUUUGCCAAGGUUAAGUUCGCCCAGAACACGGAGACUGGUGAGAGCGUCGCCAUGAAAGUUCUCGAUCGCAAUACCAUUAUCAAGCACAAGAUGGUCGACCAGAUUAAGAGGGAGAUAUCUAUAAUGAAACUCGUCAGGCAUCCUUAUGUUGUUCGUCUUCAUGAGGUUCUAGCAAGCCGUACUAAGAUUUAUAUAAUCUUGGAGUACAUUACAGGUGGUGAAUUGUUUGAUAAAAUAGUUCGUCAUGGACGUCUUAGUGAAGCCGAAUCCCGUAGGUACUUUCAGCAGCUCAUUGAUGGCGUGGAUUUUUGCCACAGCAAGGGAGUCUACCAUAGAGACUUGAAGCCUGAAAAUCUUUUACUAGAUUCACAAGAAAAUAUAAAGAUAUCAGACUUUGGUCUGAGUGCGUUGCCUGAACAAGGAGUUAGCCUCCUUCGAACAACAUGCGGGACUCCCAACUAUGUAGCACCUGAGGUUCUCAGUCACAAGGGUUAUGAUGGUGCUGUGGCGGAUGUUUGGUCCUGUGGGGUCAUCCUUUAUGUUCUGAUGGCAGGAUACCUUCCCUUUGAUGAGCUUGAUCUCACCACGCUAUAUAGUAAGAUUGAGAAAGCAGAGUUUUCAUGUCCAUCUUGGUUUCCUGUUGGAGCAAAAUCCUUGAUUCAUAGAAUUUUAGACCCAAAUCCUCAAACUCGUAUAACUAUUGAACAGAUCAGGAAUGAUGAAUGGUUUAAGAAGUGUUAUGUUCCUGUCAGACUUCUUGAGUAUGAAGAUGUAAACCUUGAUGAUCUAAAUGCCCUUUUUGAUGAUUGCGAGGAACAAAGGGAUAAUGAGCAAUGCAGGAAUGAGGACAUGAGUCCUUUGAUUCUUAAUGCAUUUGACUUGAUAAUUCUAUCUCAAGGAUUAAACCUUGCAUCGCUGUUUGAUCGUGACCAGGACUCUACAAAGCAUCAGACACGCUUUCUUUCACAGAAGCCCGCAAAGGUCGUUUUAUCGAGUAUGGAAGUUGUUGCACAAUCAAUGGGGUUUAAGACUCACAUUCGCAACUUUAAGAUGAGAGUGGAAGGUUUGUCGGCAAAGCACCAGAGUCAUUUCUCAGUUAUUCUGGAAAUUUUUGAGGUUGCUCCGACAUUUUUAAUGAUUGAUAUUCAGAAAGCAGCUGGAGAUGCUAUUGAAUAUCUCCAGUUCUACAAGAACUUUCGUAGCAAUCUUGAGGAUAUCAUUUGGAAACCACCUAUUGAUUCAAGCAAAUCAAGGAUCACCAAGGCAAAGGGCAAGAAGCGUUGAUGUCGUUCCUGUUAAGUGUAACAAAGAUGAUGUUACGCAGUGUAAUCUGGGGGUUGAGAAAGAUGUUGUUGUUCCUAUAAGAACACAUCAGGAUUACAGCUUGCUCAGAUGCACCUCAAUCCCCCAUCCCCUCGCCCACCCCCACGAAAAAAAAAAACAGGGUAGAUUGAAAAAGAGAGGAAUUACAAAGAGGAUUAAGUGUAGUAAUUAUCUCAGUCGAUUUGUUGAUGAAAAUUAACGUUGUAGUUCUUUAAUUGCCGAACAUGGUGGUAAGUUCAGAACUUGUACGUUUAAGUUUUGACGCUUUUAUGAUAAAACGAUAACUGUUAAUUUU
Juglans regia (Persian walnut) is the source of this 1999-nucleotide messenger RNA. Its product is annotated as CBL-interacting serine/threonine-protein kinase 8-like. The record is from RefSeq and is a predicted model, not a curated record. The coding region runs from base 325 to 1665 and encodes 446 amino acids. Gene Ontology annotation, molecular function: ATP binding; protein kinase activity. The transcript is spliced from 14 exons. Gene Ontology annotation, biological process: signal transduction; protein phosphorylation. NCBI's taxonomy places the organism in Eukaryota, Viridiplantae, Streptophyta, Magnoliopsida, Fagales, Juglandaceae.